CCUUUGCUUCCUUUUCUAGGAGCCUGGAGAGGUGUGGCUGGACCAAGAUCUCCCCCAAUGUGAACAGGCUUCCUCCUCCCCCUACCAUCCAUUGUCAUCACGCCAGGGAACAUCUUCAGGCCCUGGCCCUCAGGGGAGAGGUAACAGAAGCCCGGAGCCGAGACCAUGUGACGGCGCUGGCCCUUGCCACCGCCGUCCCCCCCACCCUGGCCCCAGGCCUGGCACCAUGAUGUUCCGAGACCAGGUGGGCAUCCUUGCUGGCUGGUUCAAGGGCUGGAAUGAGUGUGAGCAGACAGUGGCCCUGCUGUCACUUCUGAAGCGGGUCACCCGUACCCAAGCCCGCUUCCUGCAGCUCUGCCUGGAGCAUUCACUUGCGGACUGCAAUGACAUCCACCUGCUGGAGUCGGAGGCCAACAGCGCUGCCAUCGUCAGCCAGUGGCAGCAGGAGUCCAAAGAAAAGGUGGUGUCCCUCCUGCUGUCCCACCUGCCCCUGCUUCAGCCUGGCAACACAGAGGCCAAGUCGGAAUACAUGAGGCUGCUGCAGAAAGUUCUGGCCUACUCAAUUGAGAGCAAUGCCUUCAUUGAGGAGAGCCGCCAGCUGCUCUCCUAUGCCCUCAUCCACCCGGCCACCACCCUGGAGGACCGUAAUGCACUGGCCCUCUGGCUGAGCCACCUGGACGAGCGGCUGAGCCCCCUGGAAGGGCGGCUGGCACGUGGCUUCCGCACCCGGACAGAGCCAUCCUACCACUCGCGCCAAGGCUCUGAUGAGUGGGGGGGUCCUACAGAGGUGGGCCCUGGGGAGGCAGGGCCAGGCUGGCAGGACAAGCCUCCCCGGGAAAACGGACAUGUGCCCUUCCACUCAUCCAGCUCAGUGCCGCCAGCCAUCAACAGUAUUGGGAGCAACGCAAACACAGGUCUCCCCUGCCAAAUCCACCCGAGCCCAUUGAAGCGCUCAAUGUCACUCAUCCCUACCAGCCCCCAGGCCUCUGGUGAGUGGCCAAGUCCAGAGGAACUCGGGGCCCGGGCUGCUUUCACCACACCCGACCACGCGCCCCUCUCACCCCAGAGCAGCGUGGCCUCUUCUGGCAGUGAGCAGACGGAGGAGCAGGGCUCCAACCGGAACACUUUCCAGGAGGACGGCAGUGGCAUGAAAGAUGUGCCCUCAUGGCUCAAGAGCCUCCGCUUGCACAAGUAUGCAGCCCUCUUCUCACAGAUGAGCUAUGAGGAGAUGAUGACGCUGACAGAGCAGCACCUGGAGUCUCAGAAUGUCACCAAAGGUGCCCGCCACAAGAUAGCCCUGAGCAUCCAGAAGCUGCGUGAGAGGCAGAGUGUCCUCAAGUCCCUUGAGAAGGAUGUGUUGGAAGGCGGGAAUCUGCGAAACGCUCUGCAGGAGCUGCAGCAGAUCAUCAUCACCCCCAUCAAGGCCUACAGCAUCCUCCAAGCCACUGUGGCUGCUGCUGCUGCUGCUGCCACCUCUGCUGCCCCCACUGCCAAGGACGGGGGCCGGGGGGAGCAAACGCUGCCAGGUGCUGAGCCCCCUGCGGCCCACCCAGGCACAGAUAAGGGCACUGAGGCCCAGGACCCUCCAGCUGCAGAGAGCUACCCCCCUCCACCAGCAUCGGCUCCCUCUGACAGCAGUGAGUCAGCCCCAGCUCCCGUCGCCGAUGGAGACAUUCCCAGCCAGUUUACACGGGUGAUGGGCAAAGUGUGCACUCAGCUGCUGGUGUCCCGACCAGAUGAGGAGAACAUCACCAGUUACCUCCAGCUCAUCGAAAAGUGCCUGACUCAUGAGGCUUUCACGGAGACGCAGAAGAAACGGCUGCUGUCCUGGAAGCAGCAAGUGCUGAAGCUCCUCCGAACAUUCCCACGCAAAGCCGCAUUAGAGAUGCAGAACUACCGGCAGCAGAAGGGCUGGGCAUUCGGCUCCAACUCACUCCCCAUAGCUGGCUCUGUGGGGAUGGGAGUGGCCCGGCGGACCCAGCGGCAGUUCCCAAUGCCUCCUCGGGCCCUCCCACCUGGCCGGAUGGGCCUCCUGAGCCCCUCAGGCAUUGGGGGCGUCUCCCCACGACAUGCGCUCACCAGCCCCAGCCUUGGGGGCCAGGGCAGACAGAACCUAUGGUUUGCCAACCCCGGAGGCAGCAACAGCAUGCCCAGCCAGAGCCGCAGCUCCGUGCAGCGCACCCACUCGCUCCCGGUCCACUCAUCGCCCCAGGCCAUCCUUAUGUUCCCUCCAGAUUGCCCGGUCCCUGGGCCUGACCUGGAGAUCAAUCCCACUUUGGAGUCUCUGUGUCUGAGCAUGACAGAACACGCCUUAGGUGAUGGGACAGACAAAACCUCCACCAUCUGACAGGACCCACAGCCCAGCGCACCCAUAGGCUCCCCGGGCGGCGGGCGGGGGCCAACCCCCAACGGGCUUCUCUGCGGCAGCGAGAGGGUGGGCUGGCUCAGCUAUACAUCCUAAUAUUUUUCUACUCUCUCAUCCUUUUAACUUUUGUUUAACAUUGGCACAUGCCUUGCUUACUCCCAGGCCCAUUGAGGGAUCUCUGCUGAGGCCUGAGGAGGUAGGGGCAGCCAGGAUAAAGGGGGCAGGGAAUGGCCAGAUGCCUGCCCCUCUCCCUCCCUUCUCAUCCCCUACCUGGCCCCGUCCCACCCCUGCCUCCUCCAGGCCGCUGACCACCUGCCCCUCCCCGAGGGAGCAGACUCCCCCAGAGACAAACUGACCACUACGUUGUGGAGCCUGCUCAGACAUGAGUCAUGUGGGGAGCAAGGAGCAGGGUAGAUAGCCUGCUCUCCAGAGUAUAAGAGGAGCUGGGGAGAAGGGGAAUGAGAGAGGAACUUCCCUCUCUCCUCCUCACUUCCCCCUUCCCCCUUCCCAUCAUCCCCAAGGACAGGAGCCACCUUCCUCUCACUCACCUCCUUUUGCCCUGUUUAUCAGAGGUUCUCUACAAUUAAUUUCUUAGGCCUAUUUAAGAUACAUAUUUAUAUAGUUCUUAACGGUUUUCUCUGAUCAUUCCCUCCCAUUUUUAGAAUCCCCAGGCCUCUCUCUGAGCCAAGACAGUGGCAGGGGGAGCCUCAACUUUAUGAGGGGAGAGGGCAGAGCCCACUCCUCCUGACCCCUAACCGUCCCCAUGGCCCCCUAGCCCUGGCUCUCAGGUGCAGUGGUUGAAGGCAUGCAAGCCAGGGCAGCCAGCAAGGUCAGGAAGUCUGUUGCCUUAACGUCCCCUUCCCCCAUCAACACACACCCUUCUCCACUCCUGGGUCUGGGCGGUGAAAGACCUGGGGACAGGAAUAAGGGAAAGGGGAUUGUUUGGUUUUUGGGGUCCCCCCUACCUUCCCACCCCUUUUCUUUCAGCCUUCCCCCACCCACCAUUAUGUCAUGACCUCACUUGAGUGGAACACUAUUAUCAUAACCCAGAGAUUUGUCCCAGCCCAGUCAGACAGACCCUCUGGUCCCUAUUCCUAUGAGGGGUUGUGCUGGGGCCCAGGUGGAGGAAGAGGGUUUGGGGAUUCAGACUGUGGGGAAGCCAGGGUCCCCCCUAUUCCAACUCCCUCCUGCCCUUCAACCCACCCCUCUCACUGGGACAUUCUCAAGCUUUUCACACCGAAAAGGAAAAAAAAAUGUUAUUUUUAGAUACAUUUUAUGAAUAACUUUUGUUAAGAAUAUGGCUGGUAACCAUUGUGUAUGUUAUUAAAGAUACAAAAUGUUGGGAAAAAACAAAAAACCAAAAAAAAAAAAAUUUUAAAACCACCGCCCUUCUGCACUAUCGCCCCAUUCCCCAGACCUUCUUGCCCCUGCCCUCCUGGUCUGUGGACCUCCCUCUGCUCUGAGCCCAGGGAGGGGGAAGAAGCCAGGGGGCAGGGUAACCCUGGGGACCUGCAUCUGGGUUCCCACCUCCUCUCCCAGUGCCGGGCUGGGGGGGGAGUCAGGUUUAUUUAUGUACCUCUUGCACACUCAUCAACCUAUGCAAGUCCCCACCCGGCCCCUCCAUGUUUCUGUGCCUUUGCUCAUUCCCCUCAAGCUCCCAGGGCUGCUCCAGGCCCCUCCCACUAGUCAUUGGAAGGGCCAUGGUCAGUCACCUCUUUGGAAUCAGCAGGGUGUCCCUCAUGGGACCCUCACCUUCCCCGCACCACCCCCCUCCCUGCCGGUCCUGUCGUCUUCACUCCCCAUCAUCAGGGUGAGCUGACUCUGCCUGACCCUGGGAGGUGGUGAGGGACGCCCUUCCCAGUAGGGAGACAAGAGCUGCCCCCCAGCUGACCGCAGAGUGUGCAGGACGCAGGCGGCCCCACUCUGAUGGGCAGGACCCUGAUCCUCCUACUCCUAGGCCCUCUUCCAUGAUUUCAACCCUCCUCACCUACUUCUGUCCCCAGCCCCACUGGCAGAAUCAGCUUUGAGUAACUGUACAGUUUUUCUCGCUGUUGGAGAAGACUUAUUUGUUGGAGUUUCACUUGUUUAAUGGUCUGGGCUUAUUUUGGAGAAAAAAAAAGAAACAAAAACAAAAAAAAAGA
Messenger RNA from Tupaia belangeri chinensis (Chinese tree shrew), 4506 nucleotides. It is a transcript of the gene SAMD4B, whose product is annotated as sterile alpha motif domain containing 4B. Gene Ontology annotation, cellular component: P-body. NCBI's taxonomy places the organism in Eukaryota, Metazoa, Chordata, Mammalia, Scandentia, Tupaiidae. Gene Ontology annotation, molecular function: mRNA binding; protein binding; translation repressor activity. The transcript has 13 exons. The coding region runs from base 227 to 2347 and encodes 706 amino acids. Gene Ontology annotation, biological process: regulation of mRNA stability; nuclear-transcribed mRNA poly(A) tail shortening; negative regulation of translation. The record is from RefSeq and is a predicted model, not a curated record.